Molecule: messenger RNA, 1594 nt
Organism: Lotus japonicus
Lineage: Eukaryota; Viridiplantae; Streptophyta; Magnoliopsida; Fabales; Fabaceae
Product: lipoyl synthase, chloroplastic
Exons: 7
Coding region: 160-1236 (358 amino acids)
Biological process (GO): lipoate biosynthetic process
Cellular component (GO): mitochondrion; chloroplast
Molecular function (GO): lipoate synthase activity; 4 iron, 4 sulfur cluster binding
Source: RefSeq, a predicted model, not a curated record
UCUCCAUGGCUGGAAAUGGACGGAAAAACCAAUGCCACCAAAAACCAACCGCCAGAAAAGCACAUUGAUUUGAAACGAACAUUGUUCUCUCCGCUUCCUUGCUACAAAAUCUCCAAACCCAACCCAAAAACCUCUCGAAUUCACACUCAGUAAUCAACAAUGAUUCAGCAAUCGCUCUUCAACCCACCUUCGAUCCCGUUCUCAACAACAACAACAAAACGCUCCCGUUUCCACCACCCUCCUUCCGCCUCCGCGAAGCUGACGACGACGACGGAAUCGGAGCAGCAGAAGAGUGGGCUUGGACCGUACACGGGGAGAGACCCGAACGUGAAGAAGCCGGAAUGGUUGAGACAGAAAGCUCCUCAAGGCGAAAGGUUCCAGCAGAUUAAGGAUUCAUUGUCACAUUUGAAGCUCAACACUGUUUGCGAGGAGGCUCAGUGCCCCAACAUUGGAGAGUGUUGGAAUGGAGGUGGAGAUGGUAUCGCGACUGCGACGAUCAUGCUUCUUGGAGAUACUUGCACCCGUGGCUGUAGAUUUUGCGCUGUGAAGACAAGUAGAAACCCGGCGCCUCCUGAUCCGAUGGAGCCGGAGAAUACUGCCAAUGCCAUUGCAAGUUGGGAUGUGGAUUACAUUGUCCUAACAAGCGUGGAUCGUGAUGAUAUACCUGAUGGAGGAAGUGGCCAUUUUGCUCAGACUGUCAAAGCUAUGAAGAAUCUCAAACCUGAGAUCAUGGUGGAGUGCUUAACCUCUGAUUUUCGGGGUGACCUUACGGCUGUAGAAACUUUGGUUCACUCAGGUUUAGAUGUUUUUGCUCACAAUGUUGAGACAGUCAAACGGCUCCAGAGAAUUGUUAGAGAUCCCAGGGCUGGGUAUGAGCAAAGCUUGUCAGUUCUGAAACAUGCAAAACAUAGCAAGGAGGGUAUGAUAACCAAAACUUCAAUAAUGCUGGGCCUUGGAGAAUCCGAUGAUGAGCUUAAGGAAGUGAUGGCUGAUUUGAGGGCCAUAGAUGUGGAUAUUUUGACACUUGGUCAAUAUUUGCAGCCAACUCCCUUGCACUUGACUGUAAAAGAGUAUGUUACUCCUGAGAAGUUUGCUUUCUGGAAAGAAUACGGGGAGUCGAUUGGUUUUCGUUAUGUAGCUAGUGGGCCACUGGUGCGAUCUUCGUAUAGGGCUGGGGAACUGUUUGUCAAGACAAUGGUACGAGAGAAGACCAAGAAUGAUGGUAAAUCGUUGUAAGCGUUGGCUCUUAGAUUAUGUGUAUUAUUUGGACCAACAGCUGAAGAGAUUUUCACAUGCGCAAUGCUGCGGAGGAAAAUGGUUUGGAGUGGAGAGAGUACUCUUGAUGAUGUCAAAUAGAUUUUGAUGUCUCUAAACAGCCGAUGAUUAUACAUGUAAGUUAGAAUUUAGAGAGUAAGAGAGAACCAAAAAUCCAUAAACAUCAUAGCGCGAGAACUAUAAUCGAUUUACUUUAGAGAAGGUUAUUUUCUCUUAUUGUAUUUGUAAUAUUCUUUGUGUAAAAACGAUGAGAAAUCUCUUGGUGGCCAUGCUAAUUCUUGAAAUAAGUUAAAUUUAUAUAGAUUGAUAUUUAAAGGAA